AUGGCCAACCUUGGGUUUCAUUUUUCCUUCUCCACGUUCUCACUGCUUUGCUGUCUCGUCGUCUGCCCAAUUUUUUGUCACACCAAUUUCACCAAAAAUGAUGAAUUGGCACUUUUCGCUUUCAAAUUUUCUGUGAGCAACCCAUUCAAUCACUUGACUAAUUGGUCCAACCCUUCCUACAUUUGCAAUUGGGUUGGGGUUACUUGUGAUGCUAACAUUGACAGAGUAAGGAUAUUGAAUAAUCUUGCUUACAUGAGUCUAAUGGACACCUUACCCUCACAACUAGGGAAUUUGUCAUCCUUUGUUGAACUUGACCUUCAUAGUAACAACUUUCAUGGUGAGUUACCAAAGGAGUUGCUGCAGUUACACAGGUUGAAAAUUCUCAACUUGAGCUCUAAUGAAUUUGAUGGGAAACUUCCAGCUUGGAUUGGAGGUUUAUUUGCUCUUCAACACCUGAUUUUUCAUAUUAAUAGUUUUGAGGGUGUUAUUCCUCCAAGUGUAUCAAAUUUGUCAAAGUUAGAGACACUAGAUUGGACCUUUAAUUUUAUCCAUGGAUCUAUUCCACUUGAGAUUGGAAGGCUUCAACAUUUAAAGAUUUUACUUAUAGCAAAGAACAAUCUUUCAGAAGAAAUACCUCCAACUAUUUCUGGCUUAUCCUCACCUGAACAGAUGUCAUUGUCAUACAACUCCUUAAUACGCAUGUUUUUUUCUGAUAAUAUCAGAUAA
This is a messenger RNA of Prosopis cineraria, 726 nucleotides long. Its product is annotated as receptor-like protein 33. The record is from RefSeq and is a predicted model, not a curated record. The coding region runs from base 1 to 726 and encodes 241 amino acids. The transcript has a single exon. Lineage: Eukaryota; Viridiplantae; Streptophyta; Magnoliopsida; Fabales; Fabaceae. Gene Ontology annotation, molecular function: protein binding.